CAGCUGGCGCGACCAAAACAAACAUGGCGGCUGAGGUAAUAACAUCGAAGCUUAUGUGUGUUUUUCUUCGUCUCUCUUGUUGACGCCGUUCGAUUUUUACGGUUUAACACUUUUUAAAACCGUAUUUCUGAGCUGAGGAAACGUUUCCGGAUCAUUCGAUGACCGGAGAGAAGAAAACUACACAGAGGAAGUGAAACGGAAGUGUGCGUCUCUCGUUUGAAACAAAACAUCCGCCUACAGUAACGCGUGUGUAUGUUUUGGGAGCUCGUCGUGUUCGCCGAGCAGAUGGAUAGAACAUGAAAAAGAAAGCAUCUUGUGGUGAAACGAAGCGGGCAAUGGCUGAUGGUUUCGGUUAACGCACCGGACGAGCUGCCGGCCUGAACAAGAUGUAACACCCGAGUGUCUCGGUUCGUAAACAGACUUUACUGCGGGUACAAGCUGAGGGAACCGGGAAGCAGCAGGGAGGGCAGCAUGGGUCUGGUGAACUUUGUCCUCUCCACGGUUGGAAAAUGUCUGGACGCCGUCUGUCUCCUCCUGGACCUGAACUUCGUCGUCGUCCACACCGUGGUGCGGACCCUGCUGGCGGUGGUCACCUUCAUCACCAGCCUGCCCACCCUCUUCCUCAACUCAGUGCUGGAGCUGGCCAACUUCCUCGUCUUUUGCCUGGUGUCCGCGGCGGAGGCGACCACCAACGUGGCCCAGGGCACCGUCACCAUGCUGGGGAGCCUGGUGCUGGCCCUGGAGGGGCUGCUGGAGAGCCUGAAGAUGGUGGGCUACCUGUCCAUGCACGUCCUCCUCCGCGGGAAGGAGCACCUGUGUCGGGGUGUGCUGUCCAUGCUGGAGGGCUGCGGCAUCGCGGUGAGCCUGGUGGUCUACUUCACCAACACCGUGGUGAACUAUGCGCUCAUCGCCACUCAGAACGUGUACCUGGCUGUGGCAGGGGUGUGGCACACGGUCUCCAGCCCGCUGCAGAAGGUGCUGGAGCUGACGCUGACCUCCUUCACCUUUCUGUACAGCAGCCUGGCUGGGACGUCGGCCUUCCUGUGGUCGCCCUGCAAGCUGGUGUUGGACUUUCUGGUUUCACUGGUGCACAUGUUCGUCAGCAUCUUCAUACUGAACAUCUACGGCCUCCUGCUCACCGCCACCAUCGCUCUGACGACCACGGUCUACCUGAACCCGCGGCUGACCCGACAGGCUGCGGCACAGACUCUGGAUUACAUGAACUCCUUUCGUGGUCUGCGCAGACUGCACUUCGCUCUCCGCCGCCUUGCCUCAGCCGCACGGGGCCUCCCACAUUUGCUGCGUGGUAACAUGCGGCGUCUGCGAAGGAUUCUCCAUCACCUCUACCUGCUGGAGACACGACUCUGGCAGCAGCUGUCUCGACACAGCAGCCAAAUAGGCCUGGCGCUGAGGACACACCUCCACAGGGACCACGACAACAGAGUCCGGGGGGAUGGCAACCCCGAUGAAGAGCGGCGGGGCCCGCCAGACGGAAGAGCGGGGGACGGGCUCCACCAAGAGAUGCUGGAUCUGGUGUUCCCCUCCUCCAGCACAGACAGGCCACUGAAGAAGGUGCCGUCUCCAGGCAGUGGCAGCAAACCUCUGCCUGCUGACAACCUGCUGACUCUGCUGAAGGAGCAGGAGGACAGGAAGAAGUGUGUGAUCUGUCAGGACUGCACCAAGACGGUGGUGCUGCUGCCGUGCAGACACCUGUGCCUGUGUAGAGACUGUACAGACAUCCUGCUGAGGCAACCCAUCUACCAACAGAACUGUCCGCUGUGUCGCCGGAUGAUCCUCAACACUAUGGACGUCUAUCUAUGAGGGACCAGGGGGAUCUAAAGGCUCCUGACAAUCAGUAUCUAUACUUACAAGUUCUAACACCACUGAGAUGAUGUUGUAUGAGUUUAGUUUUACUGGGUUUCCUUUAAAUAUAUAUCUGGUGAUAUUCAAAAAAAAAAAUUCUGUCAAUAAAUCCCAUAAGCAAGACAAUGAAUCUUCGCAGACAGCUCAUACAUAUAUUGUUUUUGAUGUUAAAAAUACACUUUUUUUGGUUGGUUUUUGGGGAAUAGGGUAAAGAAAAUACUUGUUAGUGGAUCAAUUUGACAAAAAGCUCUGGAUUAAUUGGGAUUUACUGGUAAUAAAAAAUAGAGAAUAACCGCAGAUGUAUCUCCAAAAAUCUAGUUUCAGAUCUGUGUGGUCAGUUCAGAGGAGAAAUACUAAAGUAAAGAUGCGAACCAGAAAUUAUAUAAUACUUACGCCCUCGGAUGCUUUGGAUGAUAAAUGCCACAACAAAAUAGAGACAAGGUUUGCGGUGUAAUUAUUUCCAUUUUCGAUGAAACUGCUGAUUAUUUUCCAGAUUAAUCACUGAAAUGUAUGAAACAUAAAAAAAUAUUCAAAAACACAACUUUCCAGAGCCCAAAGCAUUGUCCCCAAAAACCUGUUUGUGGGCUGUUGAUUUAUGCAAACAACAGUUGACAAUAGUUUUCCACCACGUGAUAAAAAACAAUGAUUUGUAAUUUUUUUGUGAAGCUGAAAUCAGCAAAUAUUUGUGGGGAAAAUCUGAUAAAGUUAAUCCACUAGCAACAAAUCUGCAGCCUAAUUUUAUUUAUGUUAAGUGAUUAAUUGAUAAAACGUUGUGGCUCUGAAAGAGGCUGCAAAGUGUUUUUUUUUUUCUAAAUUGAAUGGAACUGUUUCACCACUAUUUUCUUUCCUGCUACUUGUUCAUUCGACUGUGGGAUAAUAAACUGGGUUUUGUUCUUGUACUGAUUGUUUCAAAUAUAUGUAAUUUGGUUGCUUUUCAAGUGUGAACGCUUCCUGUAAUCUGGACCUGCUUCACAGCUACAGUCUGUUUCUACCGCUGCUCCUGUCUUAAAAAAUGUGCUUUUAAUAGACCAAGCUGUGAAUACAAACCCAUGCAUGAGUAUACGAGUGAUUACACACACGCUGUAUCUUUAACAGUAUAUUCAAGGUUUUCUGGAUUUGGGGAAAGUCAUUUAUAAUUGUUCAGUCAGUGACAGUAAAAUACAGCUUUAUAAGAUUUAGGUUCUAUUGAUAGAGCUUAUUCCAGUCCUGCAUCAGAGGCCGGUUACAGUCACCACCCACACAUGAUCCAUAAAAGCUUUUCUCUUUCCUCUUGUAUAAAAGGACCAUAAACUAAUAAGCAUUCACAAUUUCAUUUUGUUUCUCAUCUGUAGCUGUUGAAGCUGACGUGUUGUCAUUGAUCGGUGUUUAAAGGGCGAUGGUGCCACUUAAUGUGUUAUCAUUGAUGCCGGGUGGUGUGAAGUCAGAUCUGUGGGACAGGGGCUGUUUGUAACAUGGCCUCAUUUGCUUUUUUGAACAGUUUUUUUUUUUUUUUUAUAUAUAUAUAUAUAUAUAUAAUUUGUAUGAUUAAAGAAAUGUGAUUUCUGCAUUGUUUCUGUGACGGGAGCCAUGUCAUACAUUUUACUGACAUUACUAUGUUUCUUUGGUACCUGACACAGAUAUCAUUAAUGAGAGUGACUGAGUGUGUGAUGAGGUAGCAAAAGAUUUGUGGGGACCAGACUGUAGUCAGAUCUCCCUCAGGUAUUCCUAUAAUGCUAAUGUACAGCAUUCCCUAACUAAAGAUUGCAGUGGAGUGAAACUGCUCACAUGACCAUCAUCUGCUGCUUCCUGCAGGAAUGAUGACCCAGUGCGGGACCAUGCGAUUUGAAGAAUGUAAUUUGUGUGUUUUUUUUUAUUGCUGUGGCUGCCACAUAGUGAGAAGUCAUAUGUUCAUAAUAAAACAACAGUCAAGACUG
Pleuronectes platessa (European plaice) is the source of this 3776-nucleotide messenger RNA. It is a transcript of the gene rnf26, whose product is annotated as ring finger protein 26. Gene Ontology annotation, molecular function: ubiquitin protein ligase activity. The transcript has a single exon. The record is from RefSeq and is a predicted model, not a curated record. Lineage: Eukaryota; Metazoa; Chordata; Actinopteri; Pleuronectiformes; Pleuronectidae. Bases 472 to 1821 code for a protein of 449 amino acids. Gene Ontology annotation, biological process: ubiquitin-dependent protein catabolic process; protein ubiquitination.